Messenger RNA from Bemisia tabaci, 389 nucleotides. NCBI's taxonomy places the organism in Eukaryota, Metazoa, Arthropoda, Insecta, Hemiptera, Aleyrodidae. The record is from RefSeq and is a predicted model, not a curated record.
CUGAAAACUCUACAAUCAAAAAACACUAUCGAGGUCACAAGAUGUCACUGUGGCUCAACUUAAUUCCGCAGCUCCACAGGCCGGGUGUGGACGAACUCAGCAUGAGCCAUCAUCAUUUUCAAGAAGAAGAGCCUCAGUACUAUGACGGGACGGUGCGGCGAUACCUGAUGCAGCGCCCGUCGUUCUACACGCCCCCAACGACGACAACGACGCCGACGCCCAAGGCGGAGCCACCCACGUCAGCGGGGGCGGCGAAGGCCCCUCUGCCGGCGCCGACGACGACCCCCGCGGAGUGCACGAACCUGACGGCGCUGGGCCCGGCGGCGGACGCGGUGAGGCCCACCUCCGGGGACCGGGAGAGGGAGCGGGCCCACGGGAACAACCUGCUC